This is a messenger RNA of Photinus pyralis (common eastern firefly), 827 nucleotides long. RefSeq lists its product as uncharacterized. The coding region runs from base 63 to 794 and encodes 243 amino acids. The record is from RefSeq and is a predicted model, not a curated record. Lineage: Eukaryota; Metazoa; Arthropoda; Insecta; Coleoptera; Lampyridae. The transcript has 2 exons.
AAAUAGAUUCUUGAUAUAUUUAUGUUUUAUACUCUCGUUUUAACAAGCGAACCAGUCACAAAAUGCAACUACUCGCACUUAUAAUUGGCAUCUUCAGCCUUCACUGUGCUUUCGGCGCGCAGUGCAACAAACCGGAAAAAGAGAUCAUGGCCCAAUGUAUGCAGAUUAUUCAUCCGGAACACGGCGAAUUACUUGGAAAUACAGUCAACCUCCCUCAACAAUACUUGCAACAAAUAUAUACCCUUCUCAAAGACGUUCGGAGGGAAAUUACUAAUGAACAAUUUACUACCACUACUAAAAAGCAUUGCCUCGACAACUUACGUACUCGUGUUGAUGACAUAUCCAAAUCCUACAUGACCAGAGUAAUUACUGUUGACAGUAAUGUUAAACAACGUUUUAUUGACACUAACACAGCGUUGGGAAGUGCCUUGGUAAAAGCAUCGCAGUGCGAGGAGAACCAUGAUGUUUCGUGUGAGGUAAUACAGUCCUGUUGUACCAACGUUAAGAAUGAACUGUAUGCUCAAAAAAGUAUCAGUUCUGGAAGCGUAACCAACUUCUUAGUGGAGUUUACCACUCAGUUUAGUAAAGAAUGUGAUUCGAUUUUAAGUAGCAUUCGUAAUCUACAAGCAGAUUUAAAUAGUUGCAAGACGGGGGUUACCGAACGGAAAAAAUCUCGAAUCGAAGCUGUUAUGCUGGAUAAGACUCUCAAAUCUCAAGCUAGUACAUCUGUCAUGACAAGUAAUUUACUGGUUAGUUGUAGUAUUUUGUUUGUAGUGUUUCGAGCUAUGUAUUAAAUAUUUAAAUAAAUAUAAAUUAUUAACAUGUGA